Messenger RNA from Linderina pennispora, 665 nucleotides. RefSeq lists its product as uncharacterized. Gene Ontology annotation, molecular function: protein binding. The transcript has a single exon. Bases 121 to 558 code for a protein of 145 amino acids. The record is from RefSeq and is a predicted model, not a curated record. NCBI's taxonomy places the organism in Eukaryota, Fungi, Kickxellomycota, Kickxellomycetes, Kickxellales, Kickxellaceae.
CUUUGGCUGACAGAUCCGGCGCAAGCCAGUGCCUAUCUUUCAAUUGGCAACCCCCAAGCGCGUGGCAGCGCCAUUGGCGCUGACAGUGCCGAUGCCAAGUCAGUGGUAGCCUUGACUAAUAUGCAUCUGGCACCACUGGGUAGCUCGGAAAGCAUCGAGACGGUGCUGGACCAGUUCCGGCGCAACCACGUUACAAUCCUCAACGCUGGCAAGGUGAAAGACAAAAACGAGACUGCGAUUCGGUCGCUGCGGAUGCAUGGCGGCGGUAGCCUUAUGCUUGGGUGCACUGGACGCACCAUCAUCAUGUGGGACACUGAAAAUUUUGUUCAAAAAGGGACGCUCAGGCUGAUGGGUGAUAUCAACGACGUGUACGAUGUCGGCGGUGACUAUCUUGUUGCCAACUCGACACAGAGCAAGGUUGGUGUGUGGAAGCGCGAUUCCUCCAACUUCAUGUGGUGUUUCAGCGGAGCACGUCAGUUCAGUAGAAAGUCCGAUGGCUGCCGCAUAGCCACAGCGAUCAAGGUCAACACAAAGUGGGCAAACAGCAUAUGUGGGUGAUGUGAUGGGAAGUCUGUCGCUAUGUGAUUUCCGCGAUCGCUACAUGACGAGUCUGAGCACGACAUUCAAGGGCGCAAUUAAAGGAGCUGGAGACCGUUCGUGACUGG